AAAACUAAACUCAACCAUUGAAGAAGCUCGGGUUUAAAUCCGGACCCAUCUCAAUCUUGCCGACCCGCCAAAAUUAGGGCACCAAAUUCUCCCUCUUUCAACUCUAUCAGAGCAUUAGAGCAAGGAUGUGAAAGAAAGAUUGGAUUUGAUCUAAAAAGAACAUGACGAAAGGAUGCAACGAUUGGGUGGCAGAAGCGCGGAUCCUAUUAUUAAUGCAGGGACUUAGCUCCUUAUAGUAGUAAAAUCUUAAACACACAGCUUCGAUUAUACACACAGCUUAAACAUAGACACACGACCACAGCUUCGAUUCCCCUAUCAGUCUCCAUUCGAUUCGAUUGAGGACAGGGUAAGAACUCACAGGUUAACCAAAGAUGACUAACUAUUUUGACAUUGAUGAUAUUCUGGCCGAAGAUGAGCUUGUACCAGCUAUUUUCCGUGAAGCUACAAACGGAGUUGGCCUUUUUGAUUCUACCGACGACACGAACAAGGUAGAGCCAGGUUCAAAAGUAGAGCUACCAUUUUGGCUUGCUCGGGAACUACACUUGAGGCAAGCAGUGACAGUUAAUGUUCCCCCUUGUUUCAAUAAAAGAACACGUGAGGAAAUUGAUGCUGAUGCUGCGCAUGUGGAUUUAAGGAGCCGUUGUCCAUAUUUUUAUGAAUUAGGAUACAAGAUUGCACCAUUAGUUGGUGAUAAAACCAUAGGACUUGUUCUCUUGAUCGCAUUUAGAACCAGGUACAAGGAAGUACUGAUCAAAGCUCAUACAGCAUUUGCAGUGGCUCCGACAUUCUUAAGCCUUCUAACAGAAGAAGAAAUCAAACUGUACAAGGCAGCUCAAUCUUCUGCCGUUGCAUUUAAGAAAUGGCGUGUGGGCGGCCCAAGAUUUCAGAAAGCUUCUGUACUUGGGAGGAAACGAAAGCCGGCUGAGUAGGUAACCAGCACCAGCUAAGAGAGUUAAUUUUAAAUUGUAACUAUAUACAGAAGAUUUAUUGGCUUUUACUGCCGUUGUUGGUUACAUCAUCCUCCUGAAGAUUAUUAUGCAGGUUAACAUGAAUUUAA
Molecule: messenger RNA, 1057 nt
Organism: Daucus carota subsp. sativus
Lineage: Eukaryota; Viridiplantae; Streptophyta; Magnoliopsida; Apiales; Apiaceae
Product: DNA replication complex GINS protein PSF3
Exons: 9
Coding region: 372-929 (185 amino acids)
Biological process (GO): mitotic DNA replication initiation
Cellular component (GO): GINS complex
Source: RefSeq, a predicted model, not a curated record